GGUGCACCCUGGGAAGACGUCACCACAAACUUGUCCUCCUGUGACGGACGUUCGACCAACAACAAUCUGAGAUUUGAAUGAGGAGCUAGUAGCAAAGACAACCAUGGGUAAACAGAACAGCAAGCUCAGGCCGGAGGUUCUGGAAGACUUGAAAAACCAGACAGAGUUUAAUGAGCAUGAGCUGCAGGAGUGGUACAAGGGCUUUCUGAAGGACUGCCCCAGCGGAGUCCUCACGGUCGAGGAGUUCAAGAAAAUCUAUGGAAAUUUCUUCCCCUACGGAGAUGCCUCCAAGUUCGCGGAGCACGUCUUCCGCACAUUUGACGUUAAUGGAGAUGGUACGAUAGAUUUCAGGGAGUUCAUCUGUGCGCUGAGUGUGACAUCAAGAGGGCAGCUGGAACAGAAACUGAAGUGGGCCUUCAGUAUGUAUGACCUGGAUGGGAAUGGCUACAUCUCCAAACAGGAGAUGCUGGAAAUAGUACAGGCAAUCUACAAGAUGGUUGGCUCAGUCAUGAAGAUGCCAGAUGACGAGUCCACCCCUGAGAAGCGGACAGACAAGAUCUUCCGCCAGAUGGACAAAAACAAUGAUGGGAAACUCUCUCUACAGGAGUUCAUCGAAGGAGCUAAGAGUGAUCCCUCAAUUGUGAGGCUACUGCAGUGUGAUCCCAGCGGUGGCAUGUGAAUUUGCAGGGUGGUUUACUAAAUUUUGGUUUACAAAAGUUUCGGACAGCCUUUUUGUUUUGUUUUAUUGCUGCAGGAAUUCGUAGAGGGGGCAAAAGCUGACCCCUCCAUCGUCAGACUGCUACAGUGUGACCCAAGUGGUGGCGGACAGUUGACGUGAUUAGAUUCACUUCCUAUCAUCAUUCCCUGUGUCAGACAUCAGAGCGGAGACUACCAUUGUGUCUGAUUUUAACAUUUUAGGAAAAGAAAUCCAUAUCUGAGUGUAUGUGAGUCCCAGCUGCAAGUGUGUAUUGUACAGUUUUUAUGUCCCAUGCAGUUUUCUACAUUCAAGACAUUAUGGUAUCCUACAUGUCCUCCAUCUGACAGAGUACAUGUACAUACAUCUCUAACAAUAUGCAGAAUAGACAUCUUCUGACAUGUGCAUGUAUAUAUAUAUAUACAGGAAACGUACCAGCCUGCUGUAACUAGAUAUUCAAGAACUUGUUGUAAACUUUUCUUUACUGUGGACCAUAGGAAAAUGUGAUAAUGUAAUAGGAGGCAUACAUGUAGUAUGGGACAAAUACAUGGAUAGACAAGUUUGUUUUUUGCAGUCUGUAGUCAACCUUGUAAGCUGUGCAAUGAAGGGACCAUUGAAAUUUCGUUACACUUUUCCAGCACUGAUUUCUUUGUAUCAACUUUCUUUCCCUUGGUAUUAGUCCUGUUUCUGUUUGUAGGCAACAUGGCCAUUGACUUGCUGUUCAAAAUGUAUACAGACAUCAUGUACAUGUAUUAUACAUUAGCUACAAUGUUCAGUUGAAGGUUACAGUUAACAUUCAUAAUCGGGUUUCAUGAGAGCCAACCCAAGUUGUUAGUUAAGGUAAUAUGUAAUCCCUCUCUGAUCAACAGUCACUGGCCAAGGGUAGCAAUUACAAACUGUCAAUACCACAACAAAACAUGCUAGGUGAAACGUUGCAACUUUCUAUUUAAUAGGCUCGUUUUCAUUGAAUUGUAAAAAAUGCUAUCGCCUGCCUUUACGACUUGAUAUGGAGCAAAUUCUAGACAACAUCACUGGUCCCUUUGUUUUUCUACAACCCCUGUAAUGUUUUACCACAACAUUUAUAUUGAUUGAUGGUUGAUGGCUUGGAAGAUUAUUAUAACUAUGAGUGGGAUUUAACCCCUUAAAAAAUGGCUGUCGCCUGAGAAGGCACGGAGAAUUGAAAUAGUAGCCAAAAUUGUAUUAAUUCAGUUCCCAGCAUGAUUGUUCGGCAGAUGAAACCAGCUACCCAUGCCAUCUGAUUGAUCAUGUCAGAUCGCUACUGUCACUGAUCUUGGAGGCUGUGUGAGGUGAUUUAUUUCAGUUGCCAAAUUCGGUAACUAACGUUACCACCACAAGUACAAUGGUUGCCAUGUUUAUAUUAUCCACAUAUAAGACUAGAAAUGGACAUUUUUGUGAUGCUCUACAGUUUUUCUGGCUUUCUAAAGAAACAAGAAAGGGUUGUUGACUGAUAUUUGUUUCCCACCGUGCUUAACAAAAUGUUGAGCACGUAAUGAAAUGACUGUAACAAACGUUACCAUUGUUCGAUACUUUCUAAGCUUUCUAUCUGACCUGGUGUAAUGCUGCCCACUUUUUAAUGUCCCUAGGGAUUUCCACUUAUAUCUAAACAUGUAGCCAAUAAUGUAAAUCAUUUCAAAGAAAAAAGGGUAAGGUUUACUGUUGUAACAAACAUUUGUUACAUACACAUGCCCUGUAACCAAUCGGAAAGAAAAUAAUAAGUUGAGGUUUUGGGGGGGCUAUGGUUGCAAGCGGAAUUUUCCAAAACAAUCAGGUAGGUUUUGCUGAAAAAUAAGCCAAUUUAUAUUUCGAA
This is a messenger RNA of Branchiostoma floridae (Florida lancelet), 2522 nucleotides long. RefSeq names its product neurocalcin homolog. The coding region runs from base 104 to 679 and encodes 191 amino acids. Gene Ontology annotation, molecular function: calcium ion binding. Lineage: Eukaryota; Metazoa; Chordata; Leptocardii; Amphioxiformes; Branchiostomatidae. The transcript is spliced from 4 exons. The record is from RefSeq and is a predicted model, not a curated record.